Maniola jurtina (meadow brown) is the source of this 5321-nucleotide messenger RNA. RefSeq names its product kinesin-like protein Klp61F (gene Klp61F). Bases 162 to 3644 code for a protein of 1160 amino acids. Gene Ontology annotation, molecular function: ATP binding; plus-end-directed microtubule motor activity; microtubule binding. Lineage: Eukaryota; Metazoa; Arthropoda; Insecta; Lepidoptera; Nymphalidae. Gene Ontology annotation, biological process: mitotic spindle assembly; microtubule-based movement. The record is from RefSeq and is a predicted model, not a curated record. Gene Ontology annotation, cellular component: spindle microtubule; nucleus. The transcript has 20 exons.
CAAAAAUUUGAACUGCUUGCUUUCAAAAUUAUAACGAAUUUCUGAAGCAAAGAAAUAAAACUGAAUUGUAUAAUUUCACUGACGAAUUUUAAUGUUUUUGUAAUAAAAACAAAAUAGUUUUCAGUGAUCAUUGUGUAGUGUUUUAUGUGUGAUAUAUCAAGAUGACGUCCGAGAAAGGAUGCAGAAAAGAUAAAAAUCAAAACAUUCAAGUGUUCGUGAGGCUAAGGCCUCUGAACCAGAGGGAGCGUGACAUCAAGUCCUUGGGAGUGGUGGAAGUUGCCAAUGGCCGGGAGGUGGUGGUGCGUCAGUCUCAGCAGAGCAUGCACACUAAGAGGUUCACCUUUGACCGAGCCUUCCCUCCGCAUUCCAAACAGGUGGAAGUAUACCAAGAGGUGGUGAGUCCGUUGAUAGAGGAGGUGCUAGCGGGGUACAACUGUACCGUGUUUGCAUACGGGCAAACAGGCACGGGCAAGACUCAUACCAUGGUCGGCGAAGCAGCUGCUGAUGAAUCCACUUGGCAGACGGACCCCUUAGCCGGUAUAAUCCCGCGCGCUCUCAGCCAACUGUUCGACGAGCUCCGUAUAUCCAACACGGAGUACACAGUGCGGGUGUCUUACCUGGAGCUGUAUAACGAGGAACUGUUUGACUUGCUCUCGGGCUCCGAGGACAACUCCAAGCUGAGGAUCUAUGAGGAUGUCACGAGGAAGGGCGCUAACAUUGUCAAUGGCUUGGAGGAAAUAACCGUAUACAAUAAGAAUGAAGUAUACAAGAUAAUGGCGCAAGGGCAGGAGAGAAAACGCGUAGCUUCCACCCUCAUGAAUGCUCAAUCCAGCCGUUCACAUACUGUAUUCACGAUCGUGGUGCACAUGAAAGAGAACAGCCCGGAAGGUGAAGAGUUAGUCAAGAUCGGCAAACUCAACUUGGUGGACUUGGCCGGCUCAGAAAACAUCAGCAAGGCGGGGUCUGACAACCCUGCUAAGAAGGAGCGAGCGAGAGAGUGCGUGAACAUCAACCAGUCCUUGCUGACCCUGGGCAGGGUCAUCACGGCAUUGGUGGAGCGACACCCACAUAUACCUUAUAGGGAGUCUAAACUGACCCGUAUCCUACAAGAGUCCCUCGGCGGUCGUACAAAAACCUCCAUCAUAGCGACCAUUUCCCCGGGCCACAAAGAUCUGGAGGAGACCAUGAGCACUCUGGAGUACGCCAACCGCGCCAAGAACAUCCAGAACAAGCCGGAGAUCAACCAGAAGAUGACCAAGAAGGCUAUCCUCAAGGAAUACGCGGAGGAGAUUGACAGGCUGAAGAGGGAUCUGUAUGCUGCCAGAGAAAAGAAUGGUGUAUACUUAGCCAACGAGACGUUCACGGAGAUGACUCUCAAACAAGAGGAGCAACGCAAGGAGAUCCAGGAGCUAUUGCUAAAGAAGCGCGCCAUGGAAGAGGAGAGAGAUCGUAUGGAGAGUGUGUUCAAGGAGCUUAGCGAUAAACUCGAGGACCAUCAAAAUAGGCUCAGCAAAACUGUUAACCGGCUGUGCAUCACUGAAAAUGCGCUUGCUAAUACUACUAACGUGUUAAAUACGACAAAGUUACACUAUGAAGAGCAAAAGUACCUGGUGAACAAACAAGCGGAGACGGAGAGCAUUCUGUCGUCGCAGGCUAAGCAGCUGCUAGCCGCGGCCGAAGCCGCCUCCACCGAUGCAAGCAAAUUGCUGGAAACUGUUGAUAAGCGCAAAUCCGUAGAGUCAACGAAUUUAGAGGUAACGAAGACAUACCGAGAGGUAUCGACGCAACACCGCAGCAACAUCGUCGCUGGCACUGACAACUUCGUGGCUUCGGUUAUUAGGAGCCUGGGGGAUAUUCAGACUGCUUUGGAGUCAUACACCAAAGACAACAUUCAGAUGAACAGCGAAAACAAACAAAAACUGGAUAACCUAGUCCAGCACUCCAUGGACACUUUGAAUAGGAUAUCAUCUCUGAAGACCACAGUGCAAGACGACACCAGUAAAACAACGGAGCGCCAUUCUGCUCAGUUUCGCGAUGCGCUCAACCAGAAGACGGAGAACAUUGAGAGUGUUCUGGACAGAGUCUGCGCUAGCGUUGCGGCAUGCGUGCAGAAAGCCGGCAAACAUGACCUGACUGCCACUGUUACGGACUUCCUACAGCAAUGGCAAAAGAACGCAUCAACAAACGUGACGUCUUUACAAACCACACACGCGGCGUUCGAAACGAGCGUGCGAGCCGCCGCUGAGGGUCUCUUCAACUCGGCGCGACGACAGCAGCACGACAGAUACACGACGUGCCGACGACUGGAAGACGACAUACGACACGAGAUCGCGAGUGUCAAAGAAAACGAAGAAAGAACCAAACAAUACUUGGAAAGUCAAGUUCUAGAAAUUGAGCGUGAAAAAGAAGAAUUCGAAACGAUAUUCGCGAAACGGGCAGAAGAAGAAAGGAGACUUCUAGAAGAACGCUUGCAAAGACAAUGGACUACCGAAAAAAACUUUCUAGACGAUAGAAUUAAAAAGAAGUUAAAUGUUAUAGAAGAACAGAACAUACUUUUCGAAAAGAGAACUAAUAAUACUGUGAAGUGGCUGAAUGAGAAAUUGAAAGUUUAUGAACAAGAGAUAGAGAAGUGUAAAGAAGAUUUCUCAGAGUGUGAGAAGAAGUUAGACACUUGUUUGAGUGGUUUUGUGGACCAGUGUGAAACAGGUUGUGCGGCGAUCACUUCCAAUGUGGACAGUUUAAGCGCUGAUGCAGUCAACGUGGUAGACAAAGUAAAGACUGACUUAGUAUCAGAUUUGCAGCAGGCUCAGACCAAAAUUCAGGAUGAAACUUCAUCUCUGAAGCAAGAAAAUAAACGUUUUAUGCGCCAGUUAGCGGACGACUCGGAUAAGAUGUUGCAGGCGGUGCUGCAACACUACCAUCGAACCAUCGACGCCCUCGCCGGGGAAGUUAACGGCAUCACAACUACAACAAUAGAAGAUCUAUCCUCCAUAUCGACCGGCGUAGCUAACCUUGCGUCCUCGUGCCACUCACACGAAAACCAGCAGAAACUGACGCUGACUACCACUUACCGGGAAAUAGAACAGUUCUAUGGCAACCUGAGGGAGGAAGUGGCGAAGCUUGAAGAGUUGGAGACCAGGUGUUUGAAUCAGGAGUACGCGGUCUAUAACCCCUCUGGCAACACUCCAGUGCGUGCAGAGUACAGGUACCCGCGCACGUUGGCCGCCACGUCGCCGCACGAACGUAUCUUGACCCGGUUUAGGGCUAUGCGACAGAACAGCAACGACGAAGAUUGUAUCCUAAUAGAGAACGAUGGCGAAGCCCGAAGCGAUACGGAGUCUUCGGCAUCCGAAGACAGUGUCGCCUUCGCGGCCCCCUCCCCGCCCACCGAUAACCAAAACCACAACCAUAGCGUCAGCAACCACAACCUGAGCUCGAGUAACCACAACCACAGCGCGCCGAUAGUUAAGUGCACUUCCGAAACCGACAUAUACCUGAGACGACGUCUACAAGACCAGCAAGGCAAAGAGAACUCCAGCACUACUUUAAACCGCAACGUGUCCUUCAAGAAGCCCUCCAAACUGCCCGCACCCGCGCCCGCGUCCCAAAAGAAACCCUUGUACGAGAGAAACGGCGACAACUGACAGAUAUACUAUAUCUUAUACGAAUAUUACAAUACCCGUGGCUUUGCCCGGUACGUAGAUAUAAAUUGAACUAGGUGAUGCCCGCGACUUCGACCGCACUUAUCGAGGUUUUAAACAGCCGUGGGAACUCUAUUAUUGGCGUUGAUUCUCUUGUUCUUCUCUUAACUAAGUUUAGAGUAUCCGCAUCUUUUUAAUAUGUGUUGUAUUGUUUAAUACUCUUCAAGUUACUUGCGAUCAGAAUCAGUACCAAUUAAUAGGGUAAUAGCUUAAUCCACCGGGAUUAAGCUAUUACCCAAUUAAGUCAAAAUCUGUUAAACGCAUGAACCAUGAACAAGUAACAGGAUAUACUUUCGCAUUUUAUAAUACCGCCAAGCGAUUUAGAGUUCCAGAACGAUGCCGUGUGAAACCAAAGGAGUAUGGGUUUAAUGAAAACUGCCAUACCCCUUCCAGAAUAGCCUGCUUCCAUCUUAGGCUGCAUAAUCACUUAUUACCUGGUGAGAUUGCAAUCAAGGGCAAAAAAUAAUGAUAUGAAUUAACUUUGCCGCGUGAUAUUCGGUACAAACUGUAGGGUUAAUACAACUAUGUUUUUGAUUUCGAAGAAUUGAUUUCUUUCUAACACUCUUACAAUCUUAUCUAUCUAAACAAUGUUAUAAAAAGAUAAACCGGCUCUAACGAUAAUAUACUUAAGUUUCUCUUAGUUUGCUUAAAAAAUACACAAAUCGCAAAAAUUUCGGAACAGCGCGUAAGUGAUGAGAUUUGCUCGGCGCUUUAGAACUUCUGUUGCUUUGAAAUAGUCCAAUGGAAAACCUGUUGGAAAAUAGUUCUUGUUUUCUUUUUGCAUGAUUGGCAUACUAAAAGACUUACAUAUUUUAUAAUGAAUUUUUACACCAAUUUUAGAAUCGUAUAUUUUAAGUUAGUACUUCAGAAAUAUCAUAAUUUCUAAGUUUAUAAUAAGCUUUUUUAUAUAUAUAUCAUUAAAUACGGCUUUUGAAAAACUACUAUGAUAAAUAAAUAAUUAUAUUAUGUUUUAGAAAUAUAUCCACCGAAGAUAGUUUAAAUUUAUUUAAUUUCUUAAUUUUUAUUUUUAAGCGAGCUGUAUUCCAUCAAGUAAUUUUUAGUUUAUUUUGCUUAAGGUGCAUCCAGAUCUGGUAACAUGUUAUAAAACUUGUUAUAUAACACGUAUAGAUUGUUUAGCGUUUUUAUAUAAUGUUACAAUAAGACGCUCCGCCCACGUCAGACUUUUUCAGACAGAUUAGAUAAAUAAAAUCAAGUCGAUAAUUUCGCUAACUUAGCAUAGAUUAUAUGGCCGACUUUUUGUAGGACGUGUGCGUUUCAACUUUGCAAUCUGUAUGUUACAUUUUUUUACCUACAAAAAACCGGUCACCGAUUGUCGGACGUGGGCGGAGCGCCUAAGUUUGGAUCCAUCGUUACUCUAUCGUCUCAUAAUAGACUUCAAGUCAGUUGACAUAACUGCCUACUGCCUGAGCAGUUCGCGUGCAGUCAGUGUGCAGUAAUUAUCGUAGUGUAAACUGCACGCGACAGUCAGGGUUCAAUAAACGAUUGUAAUAUUAAUAAUGUAGCUAAUGACAAAAUAUUUGAAUUUUUUUUUUAAUAAUAAGUUAUGUUAUAACUUUAUAAUAGUAUUAUUUCAAUAUGAGUGAAUAAAUGACUAAGCAU